AUGACAGCUGUUCUCUCUACCAUCCUUCCUCUUGCACUCGCUGCCUCGGCGCGCGCUUGGCUACAGACCAACACCGGCACAGCAUCUUUCACUUACUAUAGUAGCUGCGAUCAUCCUGCAUGCGGUAUCGACACCACGAGCGGCUACACAGCUGCGAUCAGCCAGCUCACGUUUGGCAGUGCACCAGGCCUCGGUGCCGGCGACGCAUGUGGCCGCUGCUUCAAGAUCAGCGCCACAGCGGACCCCUACAACCCAUCGUACACCGGCCCAUUCGGCGACACCAUCAUAGUGAAGGUCACGGACAUGUGCCCCAUCGCUGGCAACUCCGAGUGGUGCGGUCAGACGACUGCAAGCCCGGAGAACACGCACGGUGCAUCGGUUCACUUUGACCUUUGCACGGACACCGGUGCCGAUAAGGUGUUCUUCCCGAACGGCCAUGGCGCGCUCACUGGCAGUUACGAGGAAGUGGAUUGCUCGCAGUGGUCGGGAGCAGAUAGCACGGUCAGUCAAUGGAAUGGCGCGUGCCUAGCUGGAGAGACCGCUGGGCUCUGGCCGGGUACUACUGGUUGCGGCAACCAGGGUACAUCUGUGUAA
Molecule: messenger RNA, 594 nt
Organism: Peniophora sp. CBMAI 1063
Lineage: Eukaryota; Fungi; Basidiomycota; Agaricomycetes; Russulales; Peniophoraceae
Source: the annotation of a GenBank genome assembly